AUGGAUACACUUCUUCAAGACUCUCCAGUCGACAAGACCGACGCUUAUGCUAGCACAGCUGAAGAUCUCCCGGCUCCUAUACCCAGCGCUCAAGACCAGACUGCCGCGCUGGCUUCCAGCUCAGACGACCAGGUCGUCCCAGACGUGACUGAUCCACAAGGUAUUACACCCAAACGCAACGUGGAGCUCCCAGUGUCGACCCACAGGAGCAGUGAGACUCCAAAGUCGAAGACGAUCCGUGUCAAGGCUCAACGCUCGCGAUCUCGCCUCUUGACCCUCAUUGCCUGUAUCUCCUACCUGUUGUUCCACCUCAUGGGCGUUAACAUCGGUCUGCGUGCCAUCCAAGGCUAUACCGAACCUCGCCUCCAGCACGCUAAAGUCCACCUGGAGAACACGCAUCAAGCCUUGGCCGUCGAUUACCUCCUCGAUAUUCAGCUCAUCAACCUGCACGACACCAUUCUGGACCGACGCUACAUGGAGACCGGCUACGAGGAAUGUCUUGUUCGUGGUCUGAACAAGGCUAACUACGUUUUCCGCGGUCUCGACUUCACAUCCUGCCCUCACGUCCGUAACCAGACAGCGGACUGGGUGACAAGCAACUGCCGUCGGCUCCUCUACACACCACAAGUACACAGCCUGAGGGCGAGCAAGCUGCGUCGGCAGGCGGAACAUAUCCGCCAAACCAUCGAGAAAAUGCUGAAGCUAGUCCGAUCCAGGUUUGCGCUGUUGCAGGGCAAGUUGCAGCCCAACAACUCCCAGCUUGCUGCAAAGCCCUUCUUGGUGGAUUCCGCCAACAACAAGCACAAACAUCUUCGUGUGGUGCCAGAUAUGCCUUAUGGAUUCAGUCUGGAGUGCCAAGAUCAGACCCGCUGCCGUUUGUUUCAUUCAGGACCGAUCACACCAGACAAGACCAGCAAGACACUCAAGGACGCCGUUACCGACGCUCGCAAGGAGGUUGAGAAGUGGUCCUGGAAGCUCGGGACCAUGUCCCAUCGCAUUGACUACCUCCGCACACCGCUAGCCAUCUUACAGCCCCUGCUCGUUUUGUGUUACCUGUUUGCGACUAUGAUCAAUCUGCGUCGCCCUCAAUCACCCGGCCCCAAGCCGGCUAUCGCCGAGAAGAACGGGUGUGCCUGGAAGCGCGUCUGCCACGCCGUCGCUCAUUUUCAGCACGAUGAAAGGCACGCCGUCGGCCUCAUCAUCAACACAGCCCUGUACGCACUCCUGAGCUUUCAGCUCGAGUACAUCGUUCCUGAGUUCGAUCGCCUUCUGCUCCCCUUCGGUCUUGGGUUUUGCGUCUUCCACUCCAUCCACUUCGCCGCUUUCAUCGACCCGCAUCCCGUAGGCACUGCAGACCAGUCUGUGCACGACGUUGUUGUGGCUGUGAAGGAGCUGUACCUCAUUGCUCAGGGUGUUGAUGUUCCAGAGCCGACGCCUGCAAAGCGCCCGGCUUCAAAGCCAAAGACGCGUCACGCCGCCAAACCAGCAUCCAAGAUCGCCGCACGCUUCAUCUCCCCUCUCACGCCCAUCGCCGAGGACCUCCAGCGAGAGCGUAAGACGAUGCGCGCAGAGCAGGUUAAGGCACCUCGUGAUUACAUGGAGUUCCAGUAUGGAUACGCGACUGAGACAGAUGACGGGUACGACUCUGAUGCGGAGUGCAGUAGCUACGUUGAUCUGGCUGGCGGUGUGACGCCGACCGACUCCGAGGACGAUGACAUGGUCGUUGUCGCAGAGUAG
Messenger RNA from Didymella exigua CBS 183.55, 1737 nucleotides. RefSeq lists its product as uncharacterized. The transcript has a single exon. Bases 1 to 1737 code for a protein of 578 amino acids. The record is from RefSeq and is a predicted model, not a curated record. NCBI's taxonomy places the organism in Eukaryota, Fungi, Ascomycota, Dothideomycetes, Pleosporales, Didymellaceae.